Molecule: messenger RNA, 2656 nt
Organism: Leptopilina boulardi
Lineage: Eukaryota; Metazoa; Arthropoda; Insecta; Hymenoptera; Figitidae
Product: arrestin domain-containing protein 17-like
Exons: 7
Coding region: 116-1213 (365 amino acids)
Biological process (GO): protein transport
Cellular component (GO): cytoplasm
Source: RefSeq, a predicted model, not a curated record
AUGAUUAUCUUAUUGCAUUGUACUUAUAAAACGUUCAAGUGAAAAAGAAGAAGAAAUUUAAUAAAUAAUUUAAUAAUUAAUUUAAUUCAAUAAUUAACGAAAUCAUUUUUUGACAAUGGGAAUAAAAGAAUUUAAAAUCUUAUUUGAUAAUCCUGUUAAAACAUAUAGUCCUGGAGAAACUAUUAGCGGACGAGUCAUAUUAGAUUUAGAUUCAGUUAAAAAAUGUCGAGGGAUUAAAGUUAAAGUAAGUGGAAAAGCUUUAACUCGUUGGGCUAGACUAUAUGCUUAUGGAACCAGAAAUGUUCAGGGUCGUGAGAAAUAUCUUUCAUCAAUUUUCUACAUUGCUGGAGGAAAAUCUGUUGAAAUCAAUUUAAAUUCAGGUGAACACAUAUUUCCAUUUGAAUAUGUUUUACCUACAAAUUUACCAACUAGUUACGAACUAAAAUUAUUAAAUGAUCAAGCACACAUCCGAUAUAUUGUUAAAGCUAUUAUUGAUUGGCCAUGGAAAUCUGAUAAUGAAAUAGAAGCUGCUUUUACUGUUAUAUCCAAAUAUGAUCUAAACGCUGAUCCUUUUGCUUUAUGUUCAUUUCAGGAACAAAUUUUCGAAGAAAGAACAAAAACAUUUGGAAUUUUUUCAAGUUCACCUCCAUUGACUGCUUCUUUGUCAUUACCAUUUAGAGGAUAUGUUCCAGGACAAAUAAUCCCAGUCUCUUGUAAUGUGAACAAUCAAUCGGGUAUAGAAAUUAAUGACAUAAAACUGCGAAUGAAAAUGUAUGCAACAUUCUCAUCAACUCCUUUUCGAUCAAUCAAAAAGAUAGUUAGUAAAACAAUUGUCAAAGAAAGGAUGGAAAAAAUUGAAAGAGAUUUCUUAAGCUUCAACCACGAAAUUAUAGUUCCUCCUAUACCACCUUCAAAUAUUGGUACAACUUGUAACAUAAUUUCGAUUGCAUAUACAAUUGAGCUUGAAGUGGAAGUCAACAAAGUGCUUAGUAUAAAUUUAAAAGUUUCUGCUCCUAUUGUAAUAGGAACUAUUCCUCUAGCAAACUGUUUAUCAUUUGCAAAUUCUUUAUCAAUAAAGAUUUCACCAGUUUAUGAAAAAUCAACAUUUGUCGUUGAACAAUUAACGGAAGAAAACGAUACAGAACAUACGAUGAGUUUAUUUGCACCGAAAUAUCCAGUUUACAGUUUUACUGCUUUUCAAGAAGAUAAAUAGUUCUACACUGUUAAAAAUAUCUACGGGGAAUUUAAUAUACUUGUAUAUGAAGUACACAGUAAACUUGGUUGUCUCUUUUUCUAUUGCAACGUUUUGAUGCACAUAAGUUAUAUCAAAAAGAGAUCGUUUUGUGUAUCAUUUUUAGAAAUGAUACACGAAACGGUCUCAUUUUUUGAUGCAAAAAAUUUAAUCAAUUUAUAUCAAUCAUGGCCGAAUUGAAUCGACUCAAAAUUCAACGAAUUUUUUUCAGAUAUUUUGGUAAUAGUACAAUUGCGGAGACCAUUGCACUAUUUAAUUUGAAUAUGAAAAUAACAGAAAAUCAAAGACAAUGUGCAAUUCGAUAAUUAAAAAGUGACAACUUAUAAACAUAACCUAAAAUGCAUGAGAAAAAAUUUGUCGAUAAAAUCAAUAUAGCCGAGCUUUUUAGAAGGUAGAUGGCAGUUUUGCUUUUUAUAAAAACGAUUCAGAAAAAAUUUAAAAAAAGAAAAUAGAUGAGUGCUGCCAUCUACCUUCUAAAAAGCUCGGCUAUAUUGAUUUUAUCGACAAAUUUUUUCUCAUGCAUUUUAGGUUAUGUUUAUAAGUUGUCACUUUUUAAUUAUCGAAUUGCACAUUGUCUUUGAUUUUCUGUUAUUUUCAUUUUCAAAUUAAAUAGUGAAAUGGUCUCCGCAAUUGUACUAUUAACAAAAUAUCUGAAAAAAAUUCGUUUAAUUUUGAGUCGAUUCAAUUCGGCCAUGAUUGAUAUAAAUUGAUUAAAUUUUUUGCAUCAAAAAAUGAGACCGUUUCGUGUAUCAUUUCUAAAAACGAUACACAAAACGAUCUCUUUUUGAUAUAACUUAUGUGCAUCAAAACGUUGCAAAGAUUUGAUGCAAUUUUUGGUCUCAAUUUGAGACUGUUAGGAAAACUGUGUAAUUUGCAUAUACCGUAUAUUAAAUUUAAUAUACCACAAUGUUGUGAUAUUAAUAUACAGGUAUAUUAAUAUCAAUAUAUUUGUGUAUAUUAAAUUUAAUUUACUGCGGUAUAUUAAUAUUAAUAUACCGGUAUAUUAAAUUUAAAACAUCAAAAUCUCAUGCUAAAAUGAUUAUAAAAAAAAUAAUUUAAACAAUUAAUAAAAAUAAACAUUAAUUGUAACUAAUACUAUCAUUUAUAAUUUUAUCUACUUGUAUCUUUUACGUUCGAAUCUCAGAAUUAAAUUAAAAUUUGAACCCUACGGGGAUUGAACUCAGGUGCACCUACCUAAUCUAAGACCUAAAGCUAACGCUUUAACUACCGCGACUAAAUAACCGAAUUAGUAGUUAAUAUUCGCACUGUCUAUAUAAACUGUAACUGCUGAAGACAUAAGAUUGUGUAAAAUAUUUAAACAUUUCGAUUUAGUUAUUAUACAAAAUUAAAGAUAUAUUUAAAAUAAAAAUUUAUUACUUAUUUAAAAUACAAUUAGUGUCUCUA